This is a messenger RNA of Aspergillus versicolor CBS 583.65, 1284 nucleotides long. RefSeq lists its product as uncharacterized. The record is from RefSeq and is a predicted model, not a curated record. Gene Ontology annotation, molecular function: hydrolase activity. The transcript has 3 exons. The coding region runs from base 1 to 1284 and encodes 427 amino acids. Lineage: Eukaryota; Fungi; Ascomycota; Eurotiomycetes; Eurotiales; Aspergillaceae.
AUGUCAAAGACAGACUUUCUCUCAACUCUGAACAACACUACCCCGCAAAUCCAAUUCUUACAGUCCCUCGUCCGCACCCCCUCCCCAAACCCCCCCGGCGACACCACCGCCGCAACAAGAAUCAUAACAGACUACCUCCAUUCCCAAAAUAUCCCAUACGACCUCAUCUCCCCAGACCCUUCCAAACCAAACAUCGUCUCGGAAUUCAACGGCACUGCUCCCAAUCCCGGCGAUGACCCCAGCCCCAGAAUCGUCCUCAACGGCCACAUCGACACAUUCCCCGUCGACCCAAACACCCCAGGCUGGAGCCGAGAUCCCUACUCCGGCGACUAUGACAACGGCCGCAUCCACGGGCGCGGCGUCGUCGAUAUGAAAUCCGGCACUGCCUCGCUGGUCCUCGCAUACGCAGCGCUUUACGCGAACCGCCAGCAUUUAUCCGGUAGUGUUGCGCUGUGUGUUGUCUCAGAUGAGGAGACGGGGGGUAAGUAUGGUACGAAGCAUCUGCUUCAAGAAGAUAAGGAGAGAUGGGGUGGGGAUGUGAUGCUCUCUGCGGAACCGUCUGGUAUGAGCGUGCGGUUUUCUGAGAAGGGGACGUUGAGGAUGUCCGGUGUUGUUGCUUGUAAGGGGGCGCAUGGGGCGUAUUUGAAUUUGAGCGAAGGAGCUAUACGGAUAGCUAUGGCUUUUCUGAAUGACGUUGUUCAAACAGUCGAGUCUAUACAGCCGAAUCCACCGUCUGAUAUCGCGAAAUACAUGACGGAUCCGGAGGUCCUGGCUGCGGUGGAUGUGGCCAUGGGGCCAGGUACUUCGCGUAUAAUCGGCAAGCCAACUGUCAAUAUCGGGACUAUCAAGGGUGGCGUCAAGGUUAACAUGAUCCCGGACCACUGCGAGUUCGAGCUCGAUAUACGGUUGCCUGUUGGAUUACUCGCUGAAGAGGUUCUCGAUGUCAUUAACGAGAUCAUCGCAGACGAGAAAUAUGCCAGUGCAAGUAUUGAAUUGAGGAAACAGGAAGCUGCCAGUAACCCAGCCAGUUUCUCGACUAUUGAUCACCCUGUUAUCGACCUGAUUAAGAAGAAUGCGGAGGAUGUGGGCGGAUCGAGACCAGCUAUGAUUCCGUCUAUGGGGGCUACGGAUUGUAAGCAUUAUCGGUAUGCUGGGAUUCCGGCGUAUGUUUAUGGGUGUAGUCCGCUGAGUAUGGCGUCUGUGAACGAGUCAGCCUCCGUGGAUGAGUCUAUCCAUGUUACCAAGGUGCAUGCACUGACGGUGUGGGAUCUACUGGCAGGUUAA